Nasonia vitripennis (jewel wasp) is the source of this 1035-nucleotide messenger RNA. RefSeq names its product chymotrypsin-2-like. The coding region runs from base 188 to 922 and encodes 244 amino acids. The transcript has 5 exons. Gene Ontology annotation, biological process: proteolysis. NCBI's taxonomy places the organism in Eukaryota, Metazoa, Arthropoda, Insecta, Hymenoptera, Pteromalidae. The record is from RefSeq and is a predicted model, not a curated record. Gene Ontology annotation, molecular function: serine-type endopeptidase activity.
UUUUAACGAUUACACGUUAGCUUCCUGUUUUUGUAUGCACAAACCAGCUUUGUUUUUGUUGAUAAUAUUAACAAUGCAUCAAUAUAUCAGAUCACGAUAUGUUAAUUGAAUUUACGCACCGGUAUAAAUACAGCGGGUCGAAUGCGCAUCCACAUCAGUAACAGCUGAAGUACAUACUCUGGUAACAAUGAAGUUCAUCAUCAGUUUGAUCUGCCUGUCUUUCGCAGUAGUAGCUUAUGCUGCUCCGCGAAUCGUCGGAGGCCAGGAUGCUCCCGAUGGCAAGUACCCAUACCAGGUAUCACUUCGAGCACCGUCCCACUUCUGCGGUGGCUCAAUCCUGAACAGCCGCUGGAUCUUGACAGCCGCUCACUGUGUUAUUGGACGUUCUGGAAAUGCGGUGACAGUAGUGGCUGGUACCCACUUGCUCAAUUGUGGUGCAGAGCAGACCUUCAAGUCCGAGUACAUAACAUGGCACGAGAAAUACAACGGCGGACUCUUCAUCAACGACGUUGGCCUGAUCCGCGUCGACAGGGACAUCGAAUUCAACGAGAAGGUCCAGCCGAUUCCUCUGCCCAACGAAGACUUCUCUAAGGUCGACUACCCUGUCGUUCUCACUGGCUGGGGCAGAACUCAGGCAGGUGGACCAAUUCCCAACAACCUCCAGGAGAUCAAUCUGAAGGUGAUCAGUCAAACCAAGUGUAGCGAUAAAAUGUCGGUAGCCAUCACGGAGUCCCACAUCUGCACCUUGACCAAGGUUGGAGAAGGCGCUUGCCACGGCGACUCUGGUGGCCCUCUUGUCGCUGACGGUGUCCAAGUUGGUAUCGUCUCCUUCGGAAUGCCAUGUGCUCGAGGAAUGCCCGACGUUUUUACCAGAGUUUACACUUUCAUUAGCUGGAUCAACGAGAAAAUGGGUCAAUACUAAAAUCUGUUGUCCUUAGAUGGAAUUUUUAAAAUAAUUGUGUAUCAACAGCAUGAUUUAUAUUGAUAUUUAAUGUUAAUAAAAUUUUGUUCGCAAUAAAUUAAUUGUGCUCCCUA